Nothoprocta perdicaria is the source of this 1458-nucleotide messenger RNA. It is a transcript of the gene SLC23A3, whose product is annotated as solute carrier family 23 member 3. Bases 1 to 1458 code for a protein of 485 amino acids. Lineage: Eukaryota; Metazoa; Chordata; Aves; Tinamiformes; Tinamidae. The transcript has 12 exons. The record is from RefSeq and is a predicted model, not a curated record. Gene Ontology annotation, biological process: transmembrane transport. Gene Ontology annotation, cellular component: membrane. Gene Ontology annotation, molecular function: transmembrane transporter activity.
AUGCAGAAAAUGUGCUCCUGUGCACUGAGCUGCUGCCUGGCCCUGCAGCACCUCGCCGUGCAGGCCUCCCUGCUCUGCGUCUUCCACCUGCUCCUGCUGCCGAGGCUGCCCGAGGAGCAGCCGCCGGCGGUGGGCGAGCUGCUGGCGCGCAGCCUCUUCGCCUGCGGCAUCGCCACCAUCCUGCAGACCUGCGUGGGGAGCCGGCUGCCGCUGGUUCAAAUCCCGUCGUUCGAAUUCCUGGUCCCUGCCAUGGUGCUGAGCUCCCACCUGUCCCUCCCUGCCAGCACAGACAGGAAUGGUACCAUGGUGGCCGGCGGGUGCCCCGCUCCCCAGUGCGGUGCCGCAGGGAGCCGGGCCGCGUCGCUGCGCGAGGUCUCGGGAGCUGUUGUGGUCUCCGGGCUGGUGCAGCUGCUGCUGGGAGCGUCCGGCGYGUGCGGCUGGGCGUCCCGCCGCUGCGGGCCCAUGGUGCUGGCGCCCAGCCUCUCCAUCGUGGGGCUGUCUGCCUACAAGGAGGCCGCCCUGCUCUGCUCCGCUAACUGGGCCAUAGCGCUGCUGCUGGUGCUCCUGGCCGUCACCUGCUCCCAGCACCUGGGCUCGUGCCGCCUGCCCCGCCGUGCCUGCCGCCGUGCCCGGGGGGGCUGCGUGGAGCCGCCCGCCCCCACGCUGCGCACCUUCUCGGUGCUGCUCCCCUUUGCCGGUGUCUGCACCAUGUGUGCCRUCCUCAGCCACCUCCGCAUCCCCUGGGACUUGCAGGAGCUGCCCGGGCAGCGGCUGCCCUGGGCCAACAGCACCCUGCACUCCCCGUGGCUCCGCAUCCCCUACCCAGGCGAGGGCGGGUGGCCGCUGCUCACGCCGCGGGCGCUGGCGGUGGGCAUCGCCAUGGCCCUCGGCGGCAGCGUCAACUCGGUGGGCUGCUAUGUGCUGUGCGGGAGGCUGCGGCGAGCGCCCUGCCCGCCCCCGCACGCCUGCAACCGGGGGCUCUGCGCGGAGGCGCUGGGCAGCCUCGUGGCCGGGCUGCUGGGUGCCGCGGGCGGCACGGCCUCCAGCGUGGCCAAUGCCUGCGCCAGCGGCCUCACGCAGGCUGGCUCGCGCCGCCCGGUGCAAGUGAGCGCGCUGGCGUGCGUGGCGCUGGGCAUGUCGCCCCGGCUGGCAGGGCUCCUCACCCGCAUCCCGCUGGCCGUGCACGGAGGGGUGCUCUGCGUGACCUACGCCGUAGCCGUGGGCACCGGCAUCUCCUACUUCCAGUACGCGGACAUUGACUCGGGCAGGAACAUCUUCAUCGUCGGCUUCACCAUGUUCAUGGCCCUGCUGGUGCCGCGGUGGCUCAGCACUGCCCCGGCUCAGCUGGCCACAGGCUGGGUGCCUCUGGACCUGCUCUUCUCCUCCCUGCUUAUGGUGCCUGUCUUCUUAACGGGCUCCUUGUCCUUCUUCCUGGAGAACACGGUCUCAGCCCCUUGA